Molecule: messenger RNA, 7988 nt
Organism: Coregonus sp. 'balchen'
Lineage: Eukaryota; Metazoa; Chordata; Actinopteri; Salmoniformes; Salmonidae
Source: the annotation of a GenBank genome assembly
AUGAUCGUGUCCAACGUGAGCUUCAGCGGCUGCACGAGGGCCAAUAGCGCGCUGUGUGCGGGUGCUGCAGACAGGCACCUGGAACACAACUCAUACCGCACCACUCUCAGCCCGACUGGGAACCUGAUAGUCGCUGUGUGUUUGGGCUUUAUUGGCACCUUCGGAUUCCUCAACAACCUCCUGGUUCUCGUCCUCUUCCGCCGCUACAAGGUGCUGCGCUCGCCUAUCAACCUGCUACUGAUUAACAUUUCCUUCAGUGAUCUGCUGGUGUGUGUGGUGGGAACUCCGUUCAGUUUCGCGGCAAGUACACAGGGAAGAUGGCUCAUAGGAGAAAGUGGGUGUGUAUGGUACGGCUUUGCAAAUUCACUAUUAGGUAAGUGUACUGUACAGUUGCUCCAUUGAUGUUCGGUUAUGUUUCAAAAUGUGUUUUUAAAAGAUGUAGGCUACUCUAGAUGUUGUGUGCGCUUUUGGAAUCUGGCCAGCACAAUGCGUAAAGAGGGGAUAGCCUAUGCUUGGUAGUUUUAUUUUAUAAAUUAAUUUGAAUAUCACAACAGCACGUCGAUAGGCUUCAUCCGGCAUACAGUGGUUUGCAGGUGGAGGUUGAUGAUGGCCCAGAACUUCCAUAUAUCACAACUUAAAAUAUUAUCUUAAACCGCAACAUCCCCUCUGAAGUCUAGUCACUCAUUUAUUUGUGAUAGCUAAAAAAAAUAAAAAAUAAAAAUAUCUUGACAUACACAUUUUUUAAAACAGGCUAGUAAAAAAUUAUCUCUGAUCAAUCGAUCAAUCUGAAAUAUGUUGUUCAUCAUUGUAACUAUAGGCUACAUAAAAAUAGCUCUGCCGUCCACUGGCGUCCAGAUGCAUUAAAUGACUCAUCUUAUUUGCAAACAGUGUUUAGACAUUUUGUUUAGUCUUUUAUGAGUAUUUAAAGCUUCCUUCCGACCGUGUUGUGAGUCAUAUACUGUCGGUUAUUUAGUCUGUGGUAAUAGUUUUCAGGGACUGUCAGGAAGGCUACCAUCAAAGUGACCAUGGAAUAUGUUGACUUCAAAGGAUCAUGAAAAGGCGUUUUAGGGCACCGGCAGGUCGCUGUCAUGUACUCUCACCAACCUCGCAUUUUUUGUUGGUUGACUGUGGCAAUAGUGCAAGACAUAUUGUAAAGUCGACGAUAGACUCACCAUAGGCCUCCUCGCCAAGAAUGAUAUAUACAAUUAUAUUGCUCAGAAGAUGCUUAGAGCUUCAGUCACAAUCAGCUGUGUGUGUUAUAACUGUCUAUUUAAGCAAUAAGGCCCGAGGGGGUGUGGUAUAUGGCCAAUAUACCAUGGCUAAGGGCUGUUCUUAAGCACGACACAAUGCAGAGUGCCUGGACACAACCCUUAGCCGUGGUAUAAUGGCCAUAUAUCACAAACCCCUGAGGUGCCUUAUUGCUAUUAUAAAGUGAUUACCAACGUAAUUAGAGCAGUACAAAUACAUGUUUUGUCAUACCUGUGGUACACGGUCUGAUAGACGGUCUGAUAUACCACGUCUGUCAGCCAAUCAGCAUUCAGGGCUUGAACCACCCCGUUUAUAAUUACUGAUAAACCAUGCUGUGUAAAAGGCUCGCUUCGCUGUCUACCGGAUAUUCAGGAUACCCUUGACUUAAUAUCAUGUGAUUUCAAGGGAGCUGAAUUGUGCAAUGUUAUCAGUUCUGUGAUGCUGUUUCACUCCCUCACAAACGUCUGGAGUUUCUCUUGAUUAUUUGAUUUAGAACUGUGCCAUGCUGGCUUAGUCUCAUGAGAUAAAUUGUCUGGUGAUGUAAAUACUCCAGACUGGCUUAUUCAAGAGAUAUCAGUCGACCUCUUUGUGUUUUUGUUUUUACUGUUGUUUUUGGUGUUGGGCACCCUCAUAAUCUCCCAAAGCCAACCCGUCUUGCUGCAUUGCAUAUUAAACUGUCCAAAGUGCAUUAGUCCAUCCAACCAGGCCUCAAUAGGCUGUACAGGAAGAAUCAUCUAUAUUCCUGCAAUCCGAUAUAAACACAAGUUUAAUUCAACUGGCUGUAUCUGGGCUGUUCAGGUUGUUCUGGACCAGAGCCAGUUCACUUUCUCUUUUUAUAACAUCUCAGGCUCUCUGCUAUCUUAAUACAACAGUAUUUAGCAGCUAUAGCGCCCGUUAAUAGUCUCCGUUAAAAACCCACUGGAAAACCAGUUUUAAUGUGUCCAGACCUGCAUUGAUAUCAAUUGGCACCAUUUAGAAAAUAAAUGUCAUGUUUCAAUCCAGUAUGGCACAUCCAAACCAGUUUUAGCUGCCCCAAUCACAGCCAAUACUAGUCCCUCUCGUGAUGACAUGAUAAAGGCUGGACUGUCAGCCCUUAAGACAUGCUGUCACAAAGAGAUACACUUGUUGGUUUUCCAUCUGUCCCUUUGUGAUGAAGAGAUGCAGGGCGGUGCAGAGACAUUCAGGGGGGCAAGUGCUCAAAUUCUCAAAAUUGCACAUUCAACUUUGUAUCAUGAAUCCAGUUUUUGCCAUCCGAUUUAGAUUGAAUGUUCCAUUAAAACGCUUUCCACACUGGUUUGCCUAAAAAUGCUUCCCAGGCAGUGGCAGUGAGCCAUGGUGAACAACAGAAUACAACCAUCACUUUGGCCUGUUAAAUAUACAGAUGUGUUUUUUUCAUGAAAAUUAUAUUGUGUGAUACUCCAGCAGGGUGUAAUUCAUUUGUUAGAGUCACUGUUGAAGUGAUUAUUUCUCAGUUUCAGUGUUAUGGACUCAGGCAGGUAGGAACUGUCAUAUAUCAUCAUUAUGCAUCAUACAUCAUCAUUAUGCGUCAUACAUCAUCAGUAUGCGUCAUACAUCAUCAGUAUGCGUCAUACAUCAUCAUUAUGCGUCAUAUAUCAUCAGUAUGCGUCAUACAUCAUCAUUAUGCGUCAUACAUCAUCAGUAUGUUUCAUACAUCAUGCUGAUAAGAGAGAAUCACUUUUGGGGACCAAAACAGAAAGUAUACACAUAGUAUACAAACAAUUUGUAUAAGUUUGGUAUCAGAAUAAACAUCUUGAUACGCGCGAUAGAGUGUGAAGCAAAAGUCUGCACUCGUCAGCACCCACACUGUUAGCUGUGUGACAGCAAACACUGACCAGGGAUAACCUCUCACUUCAGAGCCAAUUCAGAGUUCAGGUAAGCGUGCACAACUCGGACUUUCGUGUAACUUAACCUUGGUCUGCUCCUGCUGAAUUUAGAAGUUGGACUGUACUCUGUAUUCGGUCCUGAUAAGCCUAGUAUUUUCUACCAAGGUCAGUGAGAAUGCCUAACAGUAAAGGGAAGCACAAUCCCUCUAUCCUAACAUGAUACAACAGGAAUUGGCAAGUAAACAAAUGAAUUAGGGCCAGCAUACCUGUGGGACGCUUUCGCCACCUUGUAGUCCAUGCCCUGACACCUUGUAGUCCAUGCCCUGACACCUUGUAGUCCAUUUCCUGACACCUUGUAGUCCAUUUCCUGACACCUUGUAGUCCAUGCCCUGACACCUUGUAGUCCAUGCCCUGACAAAUUGAGGCUGUUCUGAGGGAAAAAGGGGGUGCAACUCAAUAAUAGGAAGGGGUUCCCAGUGUUUUGUACACUCAGUGUAUAUGAUGGGAGGUGGGAUUUUUACAGCAUCAGUAUUCCAAUACAGCCUUGCAGAUAUCAGACAGUCAUUUGUACUUUAACCUUUCGUUCAUACAAAUAAAAAUCCUACACAGUUUAUGUUAGGCUUUCAGAUCCUCCAUCUUGUCAGUGUCGAUUCUUUGACCUUUUGUGUCUAUAGCAAGACUUGAUAAUGGCUGUCUAGCAAUGAUCAGCAACCAACUUGACAGAGCUUGAAGAAUUGUAAAAAUAAUAAUGUGCAAAUAUUGUCCAAUCCAGGUGUGCAAAGCUCUUAGAGACUUACCCAGAAAGACUCACAGCUGUAAUCGCUGCCAAAGGUGAUGCUAACAUGUAUUGACUCAGCGGGUUGAAUACUUAUGUAAUCAAGAUAUAUUAGUGUUUCAUAUUUCAUAAAUUGUUUACAAAUGUUAGAGUUUUUCUUCCACUUUGACAUUACAGAGUACUUUGUGUAGACCAUUGUAAAAAAAAAAAAAAAGACAAUUAAAUCAAUUUCAAUCCCACCUUGUAACACAACAAAAUGUGGAAAAAAAAGUCAAGGGGUGUGAAUACUUUCUGAAGGCGCUGUACAUUUCAAUUCUAUACCUAGAGUCCAAACCUUUAACGAUGGGCCUCCAUUCAUUCUCUUGCUGAUGAUGUUUUUCUUAUGGUACAAAAGAUUCUGACUCUAGUUUAUGUAUUUUGUACAGAUUUUGUACAGCCUUACUCUUCAAAUAUGAACCCAUACAGACUAGGGUUGAGCUACAGAUAUAGGGUGUACUCCUGAGUGGCGCAGUGGUCUAAGGCACUGCAUCGCAGUGUGCCACUAGAGAUCCUGGUUCAAAUCCAGGCUCUGUCGCAGCCGGCUGCGACCGGGAGACUCAUGGGCGGCGCACAAUUGGCCCAGGGUAGGUGAGGGAAUGGCCGGCAGGGAUGUAGCUCAGUUGAUAGAGCAUGGCGUUUGCAACGCCAGGGUUGUGGGUUCAAUUCCCACGGUGGGCCAGUAUAAAAAAUAUAUAUAAUAAUAUGUAUUCACUAACUGUAAGUCGCUCUGGAUAAGAGCGUCUGCUAAAUGACUAAAAUGUGUAUGCAUGAAAACCUUUUGCAAAACAGUUGUGGUGAAAUGCGGUGAGCUCUCAAGUAUCUAUUUGAUAGGGAAACUUGUCCGAAACAUUGGACUGAUUAAACAUCUCCAGAUGUUUAGUUAUCGGCCAAAAUGGAAAUCAGAAAUGACGGCAGCCAAUUAUUUGGCAAAUGUAGGUAUAAUUUAAUCCUGUGUUUUUUUUCAUUCCAUCUUGUGUGGGACAAACCGUAUAAUACCAAAACAUUUACUUUAUUCACAUUUUUCUGUGAAAAACAAAACGCACAAUGCAUGAGGGACUAACCCAAGAUGGGGGAACUGCUCAAAUGAAUUUCAUCUUCAGAUCACAUUUAUUUUGAGGAUAUUACAUUAAGCUGGCCUCUCUGAUUACACCGGGGUCUUAGUUUUAAAAGACAAGACGUGAAGUCCAACGAGUUGGUGUCCCACUCCACAAGGCCCUACUUUGAAUAAUCAGUCCCAUGUCAAUUACAUGCUAGCGAGCUGGCCCAAUCUUGGGCAGAGGCAUCUGCUUGGCCAACUAACAUAACCUGUUUACAAAAAGUCCAAAUUAACCUUAAAUAAGAUUUGCGUUAUUCCCUGACGGCCAAGGACGGACGCCGGUUGGUUCCUCCACAUAAUGACGGGAAUAUUAGAUUUCAUAUUAGCUGUCACUCUGUGUGAGUCAUGGAUGAAAGGCUUUCAAUAUUUUAGAGUCAUUCGAUUUGAUUUGAGUAAUUUGUUGGCUGUAUGUAGCUCUCCAUCAGCGGAGCAUCAACUUUAUUAGAUGGUUUGUUGCUUGAUUAUAUGUUAGAUGUCACUGUUUUCUGGGGUCAGAGCAUGGAGAAGAUACUGGACACUUUAUUAUAUGGACUAUCUGGAUGUCUAUGUAUAGAAACCAUGAGAUACUGUAGUAUAUUGCUGUCAUUUUCUUUAUAUUGCAAUUGUAACUCAUAAAGCCACAAAUCUCACCAGCCCAGGUGGGUCAAGAGUAUCAUUGAAAACAUCACACGUUUUUACUGACAGCCUGAGCAAGCAAACCCACAUGAAUUUAGUAGCCGUGACCGUAUGAGGUAAACAUGGUGACUAGUAUGUCAGAGCUUUGCCUUCGGCUCAGAUAGUCAACAGCGAAUAUAUCACACAUGUACGCAGACAUGAAUGUAAUUUAUUAAUACUGUGAACCUGCUUGCGCGCACACACACACACACACACACACACGCACACACACUUAAACAACCUGCACUGACAGAGCCCAAGGACAAUAUCUCCCAUUGCCUUUAUAAGCUGAGGAGAACUAUACAGCAAAAAAGGUCUGGUUCACACUUUUAAAUUAGAGGACUGGUUGGGUCUGCUUCACUGCUAUUGGAAAUCAAUGGCCAUGAAGGACAUCCACAUGGAUCAUUUUCACUUCAAAGUAAAUGACAAACAAGAUAAAGAAGAUGAGGGGUCAGGUUUCGGGUUUGCAGGAAGUGUGUGCAUUGACAGGUUACAAAGGAUACAAUGCUCUAUGAAAGAUUUUGUGGCAUCAAUUAAUUGCUGAUAUAAUGGGCCCUCUUCCAUAACAUCUAAAAGCUUAAUUCUGCAUGCCCUUUGAUACUUUAUGUGAAGCAAUCACACUUACAUUUUCUAUAGUGUACAUUGGAAUCUCUCUUUGCAAAGUAAUAACAACCUAUAUGAAUGCAUUCCAGUACAUUUACAUUUACGUCAUUUAGCAGACGCUCUUAUCCAGAGCGACUUACAAAUUGGUGCAUUCACCUUAUAGCCAGUGGGUUAGGGUAAUUUUUUUUUUGGGGGGUGGGGGUGGGGUGGGGUAAGGGGGGGGUUAGAAUGAUUACUUUAUCCUAUCCCAGGUGUUCCUUAAAGAGGUGGGGUUUCAAAUGUCUCCGGAAGGUGGUGAGUGACUCCGCUGUCCUGGCGUCGUGAGGGAGCUUGUUCCACCAUUGGGGUGCCAGAGCAGCGAACAGUUUUGACUGGGCUGAGCGGGAACUGUGCUUCAGCAGAGGUAGGGGAGCCAGCAGGCCAGAGGUGGAUGAACGCAGUGCCCUCGUUUGGGUGUAGGGACUGAUCAGAGCCAGCAGGCCAGAGGUGGAUGAACGCAGUGCCCUCGUUUGGGUGUAGGGACUGAUCAGAGCCUGAAGGUACGGAGGUGGAUGAACGCAGUGCCCUCGUUUGGGUGUAGGGACUGAUCAGAGCCAGCAGGCCAGAGGUGGAUGAACGCAGUGCCCUCGUUUGGGUGUAGGGACUGAUCAGAGCCAGCAGGCCAGAGGUGGAUGAACGCAGUGCCCUCGUUUGGGUGUAGGGACUGAUCAGAGCCAGCAGGCCAGAGGUGGAUGAACGCAAUGCCCUCGUUUGGGUGUAGGGACUGAUCAGAGCCAGCAGGCCAGAGGUGGAUGAACGCAAUGCCCUCGUUUGGGUGUAGGGACUGAUCAGAGCCUGAAGGUACGGAGGUGCAGUUCCCCUCAGUAGGAUGCCAGCAUACACUCAAGCAUUUUAUAAUCUAUUAUAAACUGGGUGGUUCGAGCCCUGCAUGCUGAUUGGCUGACAGAAGUGGUAUAUCAGUCCAUAUACCACGGGUAUGACAAAAUAUUUAUUUUUACUGCUCUAAUUACAUGGUAACCAGUUUAUAACAGCAAUAAGGCACGAGGGGGUGUGGUAUAUGGCCAAUAUACCACGGCUAAGGGCUGUUCUUAUGCACGACGCAAUGCAGAGUGCCUGGACACAGCCCUUAGCCAUGGUAUAUUGGACAUAUAUCACAAACCCCUGAGGUGCCUUAUUGCUGUUAUAAACUGGUUACCAUGUAAUGAGCACUCCUACUGUUUAGUCUGCCUUUUGUUCGAACACCCCAAAGGUAAACGUUUGUUUGAAGUCAGGAGUGUUGUCUGUGUUGUUGUCUUGACCCCCCCCGUAUGAACUCCUGUAUUGGCCCUGUUCUACAUAGUCUGAGCGUAUGUCUGUGUUCUCGUUCCCAGGCAUCGUGUCCCUAAUCUCCCUGGCCGUGCUCUCCUACGAGCGUUACAGUACCAUGAUGGGCCCAACCGAGGCCGACUCCACCAACUACCGGAAGGUGGCCUUGGGCAUCGCUUUCUCCUGGGUCUACUCCUUGAUGUGGACCCUGCCGCCGCUCUUCGGCUGGAGCCGCUACGGACCCGAGGGGCCCGGCACCACCUGUUCCGUGGACUGGAUGGCCAAGAGCGUCAACAACGUCUCGUACAUCAUCUCGCUCUUUGUUUUCUGUUUCAUCAUUCCCUUCCUGGUCAUAGUGUAUUGCUAUGCUAAGCUGAUGCAUGCAAUCAAACAGGUGAGUAGGACAAUAGCACUUAUUAAUUAA